AUGGCAACCUGCGGAACUAGUGGUGCUUCCUACUUUUGUCAUGCCUGUGGUCACGAAACCACUCCAAUCGAUCAGGACAAGCUAUGGCCUCAGUUGCUUUGCUCUCUCUGUAUGUCUGAUUUCGUUGAGGCCAUUCCCGUGCGGCACUCUGGAUGCUUAUUCACUGGAAUUUUUCCAGAAGUAUGUCAGCCAUUUUUACGUCUUGGAGUUCAUCAGACUAUUUCAUCUCAAGUUUCCAGGGUCCAGGAUGAAGCACAAAGAGAAUCCUCUAGUAGGCCCACUGCCUGCAGAUCAACUUCGAUAGGUUUAUUUGAAGCUCCCAGACCUCCUAUACGUUCCAGCUCUCCUUCGAUUCCGGAAAGGUUGUUUGUGCAGCUAUUUGCGAAGAAUAUUAUGCGACGUUUGCACCGCAUGCUCCGGACUACCCUUGGACCGGCUCCGGCUUCCAAACAACAGAUGAGUAAUUUGACCACUUUUGAGCUCAGCGUCUCGGAAGCCGCCUCCAGUGGACAGUGUGUGAUUUGCCUUGAAGCAUUCCAGCCGGCAACACUUUGUAUAAAGCUACCAUGUGAACACGUAUAUCACCAUGAUUGUGCGCAGCAGUGGUUGCUUCAGCAUGGUCUGUGUCCUUUGUGCCGAAAAGACCUUGAUGGGAAUGUCAUUCAGCUCAGUGACCAAAGUGAUGAUGAUUUAUUUUGAACGCGAUCAACUGUUGAUGCCGUGUUCCAUCCUACUUGACGUUUUAUUUCAAAAACUGCAUUCAUCGCUGUUUUUUGUACAGUAAUUUAUGACUUAUUUAGCGGUGAAGGUAUGUUGCAUUUGUUACCAGAGAUAUUUAUUGAAAAAUCUCACAGCGCGA
Opisthorchis viverrini is the source of this 859-nucleotide messenger RNA. RefSeq lists its product as hypothetical. Gene Ontology annotation, molecular function: ubiquitin protein ligase activity. Gene Ontology annotation, biological process: protein ubiquitination. The coding region runs from base 1 to 699 and encodes 232 amino acids. The record is from RefSeq and is a predicted model, not a curated record. Gene Ontology annotation, cellular component: cytoplasm. NCBI's taxonomy places the organism in Eukaryota, Metazoa, Platyhelminthes, Trematoda, Opisthorchiida, Opisthorchiidae. The transcript is spliced from 5 exons.